AUGUCCAUAGGCUCGGCUUCUUCUUUUCUGGUGCAGAGGAUUUCGCUUACGAUGCGCCAACAGCUCGCUUCUUUCCUCGGACUACUGCUGUUGUGGCGCGGGCGCAGUUUUCUGGUCCGGCGCGCUGUGAAACGAUCGCCACACCUGCACCAACCAGCCGUGGUGCUCUUUGUGCUCUGUAACGUUAUUCUAGGAUGGAGUCUACUGGCCUCCCUGGGCGUCGACUGGGCACGUUUCCUCAAACUGUUCGCUGCUGGCGGCAGUUGUGCGGUUCUGAUGCACGUACUCACGACGCCUGUCGACGUUGUACGUACUAAAAUGCAGCUCGAACCUGAACGCUAUCCUUCAGUUUUGGCCUGCGUUUCUCGGAUUAUCAACGAAGAUGGCCCGUUUAUGUUUCUUCAGGGGUUUGGCGCCACUGCCUUAGGGUAUCUGAUACAUGGUGGCCUCAAGUACGCCGUAUAUGAGCAGUUACGAACGCUGACGAUGGUGCUGACGCGCACACCAGCUGGCCAGCCGCUAUCGUCGCUUCACUUUGUCACUUCUGCGACAGUGGCUGAACUAGUAGCAUCGACAGCGCUGUGCCCGCUGGAGUCGGUACGGAUUCGAAUGGUCCAGGAUCGGACGUUUGCGCGAGAUGUCUGGCAGGGUCUGGCGCAAGUGUGGGCCGAGGGCUCCCGCAGCAUGUACAAAGGGCUGAUGCCGCUGAUCGCCAAACAGUGCCCGUAUACUUUGGCUCAGUUUUGGACCUACGAGUGGUUGCUGGCUGGACUGCGGGCCACAUGGAUAGGUCGAAACGCACCGUUGGACGCUCAGCUGCCUGUGUCUCUGGAACGGCGCCUGUCGCUUCUUGCGGGCCUGCUCAGCGGGAUCGCAGCCGCGUUCGCCAGCCAACCGGGAGACACGAUCCUGAGCCGCAUCAACAAACAUCAUGCCGGUCUCGCGGGUUUAAUGUUGACAGAAAUCGGACAGGCUCUGUCGACGCCACCCGGUGCGGAAACAGACGCGAACAUUCGCUCGCCGAGUGCAUCCUUGUCCCCGACUGUGGCGGACAAGAAUCGAAAACAGAUGCAACCGAAUGAAAUCCCAAUGAGGGCUGAUCAAGGGUCUGCAUCGAAUAUGAAACGUUUUCUUUUCGAGCGAUUUCGACUGAGAUCAGCCACUUGUAUGUGGCUCGAUUCGAUCCGACAGUCCUGGAUGGAUAUGUGGACGAUUGCGAGAGAAUUAGGGCCACGAGGCAUGUUUCUCGGCUUUGUUCCGCGUUGUGCUCAAGUCAUGAUCCUCGUAAGUGGCCAGUUUCUGUUCUAUGCAGAGAUCAAGGCGUUCUUUGGUAUACCGGAAACGCUUGGACGUGGAUCCACACAUCGACCAUGA
Molecule: messenger RNA, 1374 nt
Organism: Cyanidioschyzon merolae strain 10D
Lineage: Eukaryota; Rhodophyta; Bangiophyceae; Cyanidiales; Cyanidiaceae
Product: mitochondrial phosphate translocator MIR1
Exons: 1
Coding region: 1-1374 (457 amino acids)
Biological process (GO): mitochondrial phosphate ion transmembrane transport
Cellular component (GO): mitochondrial inner membrane
Molecular function (GO): phosphate transmembrane transporter activity
Source: RefSeq, a predicted model, not a curated record